CCAAAGGUACCUCAGUCUUUCUUUUCUCCCAGGACCGGAUAGUUCCAGGCCCUCAGCCCAGUCGAUCAGACCAGGAAUCCUUCAGGCAGUAGCAGUCAGCCAGCGAGGCCAUCUAAAGGUAGAGAUCAGUCGAGAUGGAGAAAGGUUAUCUCGGGGAUGGUCCUUCCGCCCCUUACCCAGGACCUCCCAUGAACUAUGGGGGGAUAGCCACGGGCCAGGGCCCCCAGCCAGGCUUGUACCCCCAGCCCCCAGGGGGAUACCCUGCCUCCCCUGGUCCUCCACAACCAGGGUUCCAGCCUGGUCCCUACCAGGGAGGUCCCCAAGCAGGUGUGUACCCACCUCCACCACAGUACACCUCUGGACCAGGUGGACCGGUGCCAGUCGUGACCCAGGUAAUAAUGACUCCUAGCCUGAUGGAGGUCGGAGGUUCGACCAUGUGUCCCCACUGCCAGCAGCACGUGGUCACCAAGACAGAGACCAACCCUGGUCUGCUCACCUGGCUCAUCUGUGGUGGCCUCUUCAUUGUUGGGUGCUGGCCAUGCUGCGCCAUCCCGUUCUGUGUAGACUCAUGUAAAGACGUGAAUCACAGCUGUCCCAACUGCAACAAAAUCAUCUACGUCUACAAACGGAUUUGAUAUUAAUUUGACCUGACAUCACUGUACUAACUUUAUCUGAAGGACUAGGACAUGGCAUUUGAAUCAAAUCAGCAUUUCUGUAAAUGUAUGAGGUUCGCAUUCACUAGGGCAUGUGAUGUUGGAAAAUGUUUUACAACUAAGAAUCAAAAACAAAUAUUUCUUAUUGGACAAGUCCAGGUAGUCCCUCCCUUUUUCAGUCCAUUUUCUUCCAUUUGGUGCCUAAUGAAUACAACCCAGGGGUAGCCAAAAGGGUUAUGUCUAUCCUGUAUAGUCCCUGAGCAGGUGGUGAGCUUUCCUCAGCUCCACAAAAUACUACAUAAUAUAUGCCAUUUAGCAGAUGCUUUUAUCCAUUUUUGUAUGGGUUGCCCUAGCAGAAAUUCAAACCCACAAGUGCCAAGCUCUAUUAGGUUCCUGGCCAGACUUGACCCUUGUAGUGACUACCAAAGAGAAUCCUGAUACCAAAGACUGGUAGUAGCUGCGCUAUAGCUGUUUCACAGUAGUUCUGUACUCGUCUGAAGUCCAUGGAAGUAAAGGAACUUCUAAACCACUCUACUUCUUAUUGUAAUAUUGUUAUAUUGAGAUGUAUCUAUCACCAUCAUACAUCUUAUUGUAAUAUUGAGAUGUAUCUAUCACCAUCAUACUUCCUAUUGUAAUAUUGUUAUAUUGUGAUGUUUUUGUUAUUACACUCUUGCAGUCGUUCCCUCACCGAUCUCGUUCUCUUUUUUCCUCUGAACGUUCUACUACUCAUUUGUCAUAAAGGACCAUUGUCAAUAAUUACAAUGGAUCUUAUGGUUGUCUUUUCACAUCCUGCCCAGUUGCUCUGUAAAGCUCUGAUUAAAGUUGUCUGUAUUGAA
Molecule: messenger RNA, 1489 nt
Organism: Salmo salar (Atlantic salmon)
Lineage: Eukaryota; Metazoa; Chordata; Actinopteri; Salmoniformes; Salmonidae
Product: lipopolysaccharide-induced tumor necrosis factor-alpha factor homolog
Cellular component (GO): nucleus; cytoplasmic side of lysosomal membrane; cytoplasmic side of late endosome membrane
Molecular function (GO): zinc ion binding
Source: RefSeq, a predicted model, not a curated record